AUGUCUUACAGUAUUCCCUCGAUCGCGUAUCAGGCUGAUCAAGAGUCUUCAUUAGCAGAGCAUCUCGGCAGACUUAAACUGUCCUACAGAGUUUGUAUAAAAUUUGUUCCAAGCAGUCAAAACAAGAAGGUUUGUGUAUGCAAUCGAUCGGAACGACUUCAUCGUCAAAAAGGAGAAGACGAUGAAAAAUGGAAUAUGCGAACUCAUACUGAAUCUGUGUUGUUCACACAUCAAAGUUCACUGAUAAACAAUAAUGCUUUCUUUGUCCGCAUCGCUCCUGAUACAACAAUGAGUAAAAUCGAAGAAUUAUUGCUUCAUGUGUGGCAAAUUCCGAAAUCUAAACUAAUUAUGUCGAUUAUUGGCAGCACAACGUAUUCGAAUUUCACUGAUCGAGUAGAAUCAACUUUAAUGCGAGGCAUUGUUAAUGUCGCGAACAAAUCAAAUGUAUGGAUAAUAACAAAUGGAUACAAUAAUCGCAUCGUACGACUCGUGGGACAAGCGAUCAAAAAACUUAAAUUACAACACGCAAACAAUGAAAUAAUUGCUAUUGGUAUAUGUAAAUGGGGAUCAGUUAAAAAUGUGCAAAAUUUAAUAGAUUCUGAUGGAACGGAAACAAUAAAACAGUCGAAUAAUGGAAAUAUAUCUGUAUAUGAACAGGAAGAUGAAGAGCAGAGAUUUUCAAAAAUUGAACAAUACGAACUUGAAGCCAAUCACAGUCACUAUCUAAUGUUAGACGAUGGAAGAUACGGAUACCCCGAUACGGAAGAUUUUCGAACACGAUUAUGUCUGAAAAUGGCGAAUCUAGAAAUCUAUGAUAAACCAUACACGCCAGUCGUUACGGUUGCAGUCGGGGGAGAUCUUGACACUAUCGCAAAUAUUUUCUACGAUUUAAGCGAAAACGUUCCUGUUGUCAUCACUGCCGGUAGCGGAAAAGCAUGUGAUUUCUUCACUCGUUGGCUGCUAUAUACAAAUCAAUUCGAUAAUCCGUCGAGUGAAAGUGACAUCUUGUAUGGUAUUAAUGAAUUGUGUGAAGAUAAAAAGAAAUCUUCGCGUUCACGACCGCCUCAUGUGAUCAUUGAUGGUCACAGAACCAUUCUUUAUACUUUGUUGCAUCUCGAUUCUUCAGACUACUACACACGAUUGAAAAAUGACUUACGACGUACAUUUUUUGCACAAGGUGAUCUCGACGAGUUGAGAUUACGAAAUGUAGAUGUUUCAACUGAUGAAAAGCAAGAUGAGUUGUUAUCAAGAACAGUGCGACGAGUUCUAUUUUGUCUUCAACCGUCCCUUCGCCGAAAUAUUACGAUAUUCAAUUUGAAUUCAGAAAGCAGUUUUUCCGACACAUUGUUCGGAAGUAUUUGCAGAUCUUAUGAAACAUUCUUGAGUAUGAAAACAAAGCGAUGCGAAAUGAUCAGCGCAGAACGAAAUAUUUCUGACUACGGAAAACUAAACGAUGGAAAGUCCAAACUACUGCAAUUGGCGAUGGAUUGGAAUUGUAUUGAUGUAGCGAAAGAGUUUGUCCUACAAAAUUGCUUAGACAACAUAUUGAAUCCAGAGGAGAUAUUUAUCGAAGCUCUGCAACGAAAUCUACCCGCUUUCAUUGAUGAAUUUCUCAAAUUAGGCGUUGAUCCAGGUGAAAUUUUCUUUCCACGAAAUGCAUUUCUAGGGUCAAAUGAACGAUACGAUAAGUUUAUAAAAGAUCUUUAUUCAACUGAACAUAUUAACACAACUUCAUCACCAAUACAAACAUUUAUUGAUGCGAAUGAAAAAUUAGCCAACAAAAGGAUUGAUUCAAUCGACGCACUUAAUGUUAUUUUUCGUGUUCUUAUUGGUGAUUAUAUACAUAAUCUGUAUUUCGACACAUAUAAAAGCGAAUACGAGAAGCGUAUGGAAUUCGGAUUGACAAAACGAAAUACGAAAGGAUCGACUGAUAUCUCACUACCAACCAAUGAGACAGCCAAAGAACUUGCUCAAGAUUACAUCAUGCGUGAUCUGUUUCUGUGGGCGAUUCUGAUGAAUUAUGUCGAGAUGGCCAAAGUUCUUCUAUCGCAUAUGAAAUAUCGCAUUUGUCCAGCAUUGAUUGCCACGAAAAUCUUCAAAGAAUAUCAUGAAAAAGCCAUCCACGAAGAUCUGAAAAUUGACUACGAGACAAGUACAACAUACUUCGAACAAUAUGCAAUUGAUUGCCUACGGGAAUGCGUGGAAAAUAAUGCAGAUCGCGCAUGUUUAAUAAUCUUACAACAAAACAAGCUAUAUGGCUUUGUCACUUGUUUACAAGUGGCUGCUGAAGCAGACGACAAAUCUUUCAUCGCUUUGCCAUGUUGUGUUGAAGCUUUGAAUAGUAUUUGGUACGAUAAGUUAUUUCCUGAACAGUCGAGAAAGCGCGAUAUACUAGCAUUGAUGUUGGGAUUUGUGACGUUUGGAUUGACUGCACCUGUAACUGUACGUUAUAGAGAAGUUGUAGAAGGUCGACAUGGCGAAUCUUUAACAAAGAUUGUAAGCUCGAAUGGAAUUACUUAUUGUGAUUCGUAUCCGCUUCAAUAUCCACGGAUAUCUGAUUCCAAUUCUGGAUUAAAUCGGUAUCUACAUCGGUGGAAAAAUUUUCAUUUAUCACCAAUGGUCAAAUUCACUUACGAUUUUGUAUUUUACUGCUUCUUUCUUUUACUCUUCUCGUAUGUUCUACUAUUCGACUUUUCACUACCAACUAACCACUCACCGUCGAUUCAUUGGACUGAAAUCACGACUAUUCUUCUAGUUAGUGGAAUGCUAAUUGAAGAAAUACGAUUUUUUCUGGUUCAAGAUAAUCUUACCUUGAUCGGCAAAUCGAAGAAUUAUUUUCGCGACUUAUUUAAACUUAUGACACUACUAGCAUUUAUACUUUUCUACAUUGGAUUAAUUCUACGAUUUGUAUAUGCAGAUUCAGAAGAGAAAUUUGUUGUAGCAAGAGUAAUUAUGGCCUUCGAUAUUGAAUUGUGGUGGUUACGAUUUUUAUCGUUCAUCAUUGUAGUACCAUUCCUUGGACCACAACUUGUCGCUAUUUGGAAAAUGCUCAAAGAUCUCUUAUUCUUUCUCUGCAUCAUUGCCAUUGUCAUGAUUGCCUAUGGUGUCGCUUCCCGUUCCAUGGUCUACUAUCCCAAAGCCAACGGCUUCACCACCGACACAGGCGGUCUUAUCGAUACUCGAUUCGAUGGUCGAAGCAUCUUUCGUAACGUCAUCUAUCCUGUCUACUACUUUCUCUAUGGUGAAUUCGACAACGAACUCAUGAGUCUCGACGGUCAUGCAGAUGCUGGAUGGUCGAUCUCCACCCACGUGCUACUUGCUGUUCAUCUGAUCUUUGUGAAUAUUCUUCUGACGAAUCUUCUCAUUGCCAUCUUCAGCAAACGAUAUGAUGAAGUAUAUGACGAGACGAAGAAGAUUUGGCACUAUCAACAAUAUUUCUUUGUUCGUGACUACUUCACACGAUCACCAUUUGUACCCCCCAUAAGUCUGGUGAUGAAUUUAGCUUCACUACUUCGAAUGGCGUAUCUCUUUGUUAUAAAAGAACAAAUCCAAGGCAAAAGUGCAAGAUUUACGAAGAAAAUUUUCAAAAUAAUUCCUAGAAACGAAUCGCAUGUCAAAAAAUGGUGCCGAUUCGAAGGUGCAUCUACGUAUAAGUAUGCACAUGAUGUAGUGAAAACAUCCAAAUCGACUACAAAAGGAGUAUCUUCUACGACAAAUUCAACGGAGAUUGAUAAAGGACAAUAUGUAGCGAAUAUGGAAGCUAACACAAAUGCAACUGAGAACAGUGUCAAACAAAUCCAAGAUUGCUUGAUAAAAUUACGUUCGUCAACCGAGGAAAUGCGUAAACUACUUACGGGAACUCACAAAGCGUGA
Messenger RNA from Adineta ricciae, 3873 nucleotides. The record is from the annotation of a GenBank genome assembly. Lineage: Eukaryota; Metazoa; Rotifera; Eurotatoria; Adinetida; Adinetidae.